CACUGCUCAGAGUCCGGGCUCCUUCAACUGCACCAGUGCCCAGUGUAGCUGCAUCACUGCUCAGUGUCCAGGCUCCACCAUUGUUCAGAGUCCGGGCUCCUUCAGCUGCACCAGUGCCCAGUGUCCAGGCUCCACCACUGCUCAGAGUCCGGGCUCCUUCAGCUGCACCAGUGCCCAGUGUAGCUGCACCACUGCCCAGUGUCCAGACUCCACCACUGCCCAGUGUCCAGGCUCCACCACUGCUCAGAGUCCGGGCUCCUUCAGCUGCACCAGUGCCCAGUGUAGCUGCACCACUGCCCAGUGUCCAGACUCCACCACUGCCCAGUGUCCAGGCUCCACCACUGCUCAGAGUCCGAGCUCCUUCAGCUGCACCAGUGCCCAGUGUAGCUGCACCACUGCCCAGUGUCCAGACUCCACCACUGCCCAGUGUCCAGGCUCCACCACUGCUCAGAGUCCGGGCUCCUUCAGCUGCACCAGUGCCCAGUGUAGCUGCAUCACUGCUCAGUGUCCAGGCUCCACCACUGCCCAGUGUCCAGGCUCCACCACUGCUCAGAGUCCGGGCUCCUUCAGCUGCACCAGUACCCAGUGUCCAGGAUCCUUUAGAUACACCAGUGCCCUCAGCAAUGGCUGUUGACGAACACUGCAUUCCUGGAAUGGACCGGGUGGAUGCGUUGGCAGAGUGUCUGGUGGAGCUGCGCACACAGACAAGCCUCACACUUACCAACCAACAAGUUGCGACCAUUGUGGGUCUGUGGCAGAACCUGGACAAAUUUGAUAAAGACAGGGUGGUGUAUGCUGCUCGUCAUCAAGACAGGCUACUUACAGGACGUUUUAGGUCCCCAAAAAAGAAAGCUGUCUUCACUCCUGGUGUCGACAGCACAAAAAGGUGUGUUUUGGGUUCUAGCGGCUCUCCAGCACAGUGGCCUAAUUGCUGUCGCCUUGUUGAAAUGAUUUUCAUAAGGUUAUGUAACAUCCACCGAAGCCCCAAGAAACAGCGGACAGAAUCUCUGUCUAGAUGGGAUCUCAUUCUUCGUGAUUACAGAAAAAUUCGGCAGCUAAUCCUGAGCAAUGGAACGGUGAUGAAUGACACAACCCUUCAGCUAGUUGAGGUAAAUCAGAGGACCCUUACGACAUGGCACAAUAACCGUUUAAAGGGUCAGGAGGUCUCCUUGCUGUUGCAAGGGCUGGACCUUCCAGAGGCACGUCCAGUGGCUUUGGAUGUUUUGCCUCCAGCACGAGUACAGCCUGUUGUGCCUCCACAAUAUAGCCACCAGUUGCAUACCUACCAGAUGCCACCAGACACAGCUGGACAGGCAAAGACAAAGUUUAGAAAGAUUGCGCCCUCAGCUACCUGUACAUCUGCCACAGCAACUUCAAUCUGGCCAUCAGCCGUACACCCUCAGCGUUCAGCCACGUCCAGCCAGCUAAGGACAAUUUGUCCCAGGCCGACAGCACCACACCCAUUGGUUCCUGACACACCCACUGCCCCUGUUGUGUCUCAGAUGUUUCUGGUGCCCUGCCCAGCCCCAUUUUCCACCAUUAACCCUGGAGCAAUUUCCUCUGAGCCACCUGCAAAUGACACAGCCACUCCAACCAAACGAUCGUACAAUCGCACUGUAAAAGCAAAUUCGUGCAGAAAGUGUGGCCAAUUUCGUACUCAAGAAACUGGCCAUAGCCAGUACAAAGGCAAAAUAUAUUGCCCUAAUAAAGAAACAAUUACGAAGGAGCAGUGGUUACAGAUUAUGAGAAGAUAACUCAUUUAUUUAUGUGUGAUACAUUCAUUUUGUUCUCUUGGUUGGAUCUGUUCUGUUUUUUAUCUUCCAGCCAUAUUUAAUGUUAAAGAGUUAUACUGUGCACUUUUUUUUAUCUUGUAUUAUUAUUAUUAUUAUUAUUAUUAUUAUUAUUAUAAA
Messenger RNA from Carassius gibelio (silver crucian carp), 1910 nucleotides. RefSeq lists its product as uncharacterized. Lineage: Eukaryota; Metazoa; Chordata; Actinopteri; Cypriniformes; Cyprinidae. The coding region runs from base 624 to 1754 and encodes 376 amino acids. The transcript has 2 exons. The record is from RefSeq and is a predicted model, not a curated record.